UGAAAAGAACAAGGAAACAAAAUUGUUGCUCUUCGGCUGAUUUUACAUAUCCGGACAACUCUUCGAUUCAAUAUUACAUGCCCAGCCGGUACCCAUGGUUCAGAUGAAAAGGACAGUGUUCAAUUAUUCAUUAAAUCAAAAAAUGUUGAACAGCAAAGAUGAUGCAACUUAUAAGAAGACUUUUUAUCAUUUGGUUUGUAGGACUUCAUCUGGGUGCUGCUACAGUCUUUGCUGCUGUUUUGCACGAUAAGGAGGCAGGACUAAAAUUCUCUGAGAUUUUGAUAAACAAUUUGCUCAAUGAUGUAGUCAAUGUUGCCCAAGAGAAACGAUUACACUCAGGCACAUACAAAGCAAGCGACCUUGCCGCUGUGCAGGCUAUUCGGUCGUUGGAAAAAUCUCUGUUCGAACUAAGCGCCUAUUUUGCAGAGAAUAAAACAGCAUUGGUCAAAAACAAAUAUUUUCAAGGAGCCGCUCUUCAAUUUUCAACAACAAGAUGUGACUCGGUUGUGAGUAAUAGAUUUCCAAGAAACGCAGUGCCUCUCCCAGGUACAUGGAGUACUCAUGGAGACAGUGUUUAUUACGAGGUUGACUGCAGAAGAAAUAGCACAGAUAUUACUACGAAUCAGUAUAGAAGUUUACAUGCAGAAAUUCGUGUGAAGCGGGGUUUAGAUGCGGCAAGAGUUGGUCAGGAUAAUGGCCAUGGACGAAAAGGGAGAGUGCGAAAGUCGAUGAGUGGGCCUAGCUUUUGUGGAAGCAAAGUUGUCUAUGAAGGUCUAUCUGGCAAUAUGACGUCACCUGGGUAUCCUGGAAACUACAGUGCUGGCAUAUCUUGCGUUUGGCACAUUAAGGUGCCAGUUAAGUACGCAGUGGAAGUCACGUUUGACGCGUUCCACCUUGAAAGUGACAAACGCUGUUUAUUCGACAGUGUGGAGUUUUUCGAUGGCUCAAGUACAAACUCCAAAUCGAUAGGAAAGUUUUGUGGAUCAUCGAAACCAAUUGGAGUUCGAUCUUCGCUAAACACACUCACCAUCAAAAUGACCACAGAUAACACCAUCGAAAGUUUUGGUUUUGCUCUCAGUUGGAACUACACAGACCCAAACUUUCCACAUCCUGGCUACAUUGUGAACUCCAACAUCGUUGUGGACCAAGUGGGGCCCCUUCCCUAUGACCUGAACAAAUUCAGUUUAGUUUUCAAGAAGCCUACCACUUGUUCUUUGAAAAGCCAAGAUGUCUACUGCUACUUUCAGUAUGAGUCUUUCAUAAUUAGCCGUAUCAUCGCAACCACAACGUUACCAGCCAUGAAGAUGAAUGGACAACAGGUCGUUGUUAAAUUCGACCAUGUUAUUGAUCUCAAAUACUAUCCUUCUUUGUACGCUGCUAAAAAGUAUUGCGUGACAUGGAAUGACACCAUCUUGUUCACAGGCAGUGGGUCUUGGACACGCAAAGGGGGGAAGAUAUACCGAUCUGAUGACUUCACAACAACUUGUUAUUUUGAGCGGCCUGGAAUUUAUGCCGUUAUUGCCGAACAGCAUUCGAAGAGGAAUUCGAAAUUUUUCGAUUCACUGGUACUUUCUACGCUGGAAUAUUCUUUUCUCUCAUCUGGUUAAUUAUUCUAAUGGGCCAGUGGGCAUUUUCCAGACGAAUUAAUGUUCCCGAAUGGAUAAACUUCAACCAAGCUUUGUCUUUGGUUCUCUUUGUCGGUGUUGUUCUUUGUGGGCUUCAACUAAAUUAUACCAAAAGCAUGUGUUCAUUACUGGCCUUCCUCCUCUAUUAUUUUGGCCUUGGCGUUUUCUUCUGGCAAUUCCUCAAAGCUGCACAGCUCAGUGGAAAGUUUGACGACUUUUUUGCCAGCGGACGCAACAUCUACCUUUUCUACUUCCUCCUUGGAUGGACAUUACCAAUGUUCAUUGCUGGUAUGGCAGCUGGUGCUUUGUUUAUCGAAAGAGAUGCAUCGCAAAGCUGUUGGCAUGCACUUGUUGGUGGCACUGUUUGGGGAUAUACAUCUCCGGCAUAUUUUCUCGUCCUAGCUAAUUUGCUGAUAUUAUACAAAGUUUCAAAGAAAACAAAAAAGAACUUGGAGCGUUUUAAUCAUCCGGAGUUAAGGAAGAGAAUCCUGCGAGAGUUGCUGCAGCUAACCUUGUACAUCCUUACUGCAGUGUCCGGGAUCCUUUCCGUUUUGAAUAAGACAACUUUCUCCCUUCAGUACAUGUUCUGCUUAUCUAUCACCUUAGCGGUGCUGCUGAUGAGUCUUGGCGCAAAACAGCGAAGGCCAGGUUAUAAAAAGAUCCACUACGCCGAGGCGCCUGGAAAAGAUUAUGAAGUGAAGGAAAAGGAAACAGACGAAAAGGAUGAUGUUGAUAAUGUGAAGAAAAAAUCUAAAUUUCCCUUCGCUCCAUCUUUAUCGAUGAAAGCAUAUAAAAAAUGGAAAAGAUUUAAAAAGUAUGACCUUAAACUGGCAAAAUCCUUCCUGGGCCCGUCGAGAACCGAUUCUCCUGAAUACAAAAUGUACAUUGAAAUGGAAGAGCGCAGCGAAAGCAAGGCUUCAGUGCGGACUUCGACAUCCGUUAGAAGUGACUCUGUUCUCAGCACAGAAAAAUAUGUAGAAACAUCGGAUGCUGAAUCCGAACUUCAAAUGUCAUCAGACGAGGAAGACGGAAGGUCGUCACGUGUAUCAAAAGGAAGCAAAAUAGAAGUGAAAGCUGACGUGAACGUAGCCGGGAGCCGAAGGUCGAUAGCGACAGUUGGUUCACAAAACCAAAUGAUAGGGGAUGAUGAUUAUGAUGAAAAUGGUGACACAAAAGAAAUCAUUCAUGAUCCUGAGCAUCAAAAUGAUGGCAAUACAGUAAGCGGCAGCAGGGCAAGCAUUAAUUCUGAAGCACAACUAAACGACCAUGAAACACAAGCUAAUGAUGGCCACCAUGAAACACAACCUAAUGAUGUCCAGGACGAAAGUGCGGACAUGCGGAGUGAAAGUGCAGCAGAGGAAGCAAGAACGCCCUCAGAGCGACCGUUGACCAGAGAAAUGAGUGUAGCUUAUUCUAACAAAGAUGGCGAGUCUGAGGAAGAAAACAGACGGCCCACAGGGGAAGAAUAUCAAGUAGGUUCUCCAGAAAACAUGCCACCUAGCGAAAGUGGCGACUGUGCAGAAGAAGAGGAAGAUUUAAGUGACUUUCCAAAAAUUACAGUCAACGCAUUUGGUGGGACCCCCGAUGAUGAUGUUGGUCCAGGAAUGCACCCUGCUAUCAACAGAUCAGCUUUAUCAAUUCGAGCAAAUGCAGCAAAAGAGGCAGAGGACGAGGCUAUGUCCGUUUGCUCCCUUGAGGAAGAUGAUGAUAACGAAGAACAUAACGAGGAAAAAACUGAACAUGAGCCACAGGGUCUUACAAACGAAGAUAUAUCUACUUCUUAAUAUGCUUCUUAAUAAUAAUCCACUGUAACAUAGGCAAUGAGAGAAGAUUGGGAGGCAAAGGCAAGUCUAGUUGAAAGAGACCAGGGGGAAGUUUGGGAAAAAGCCCAUUUUUAAUAAUAAAUCUGAAAUUAGUUUUGCGCUUUCACCACACACCAAUCCUUUCCCAAUCAAAUCGCUUUAACACUCCUCCUUUCCCUCGUUAGGCCUUAGCUUUAGGCUCUUGAGCCUUUCCCUAGCAUCGCCUACUUAAAAACAAACCCUGUGAUAAUUAGGGAGAGGCUCCUCCCUAUCCCCCUAGCUACCUCAGCAACUAACCAUAACCUGUUUGUUCAUUGAUUCCACUCUGGGCCUUCGGUUUCAGCAUUGUAAGCAAAUAUUUCUGGCAUAACGAUACUGUUUUAGCAUGGUAUAAGUGAAUUUAUUUCCAUUUUUCUCAAUAAUUUAUUUUCAAAAGGCUAUUUAAAGCACAAAUAGUAACUGCAAAUGGAAUUUCUGCAUUAAUUUUGCAAGAAAAAAGUGAAAAAAUUCAAAGGUUAUUGGUAGCAUUAAUAGAAUACUUUUUGCAAUUUCAUUUCCAAGUCGACUACAUGUUUAAAAAUAUGCGAAAAUAGAUUUAAAGUAAUCUACUUCGACAUCUACUCUUUAUUUAAUGAAGAAAUCUAAUUUUAACUAGAAAAGUAUGUAUAGAUAAUUCUGAAAUUCAUUGUACACUAAAAGGAUUCGUACAUCACUGAAAAUCAUAAAAGUCAAUAUGAUCACCUGA
Molecule: messenger RNA, 4172 nt
Organism: Rhopilema esculentum
Lineage: Eukaryota; Metazoa; Cnidaria; Scyphozoa; Rhizostomeae; Rhizostomatidae
Source: RefSeq, a predicted model, not a curated record